CCCUCCACAAACUGGGUUUUGUUGACCAAUGGGGAAUCGCCCCAUGGACAGCCACCCUUCGUCUUCUUUACCUUGUGUGCAGAAGAGAGAGAACCGGAACCGGGUAGUAGAGAAAGGUGGUAGCAAGAGGAGGAUGGUUAUGUACUUAGGGUGCCGGUAACAACCGGGUCCGGGUAUUAUUUGAAGCACCCUUUUCACUCCCCGUUCCACUCUCUUUUGAUGAGUUGGCUGAUUUUUAGCUCAUCAAUUCUGCCGGAAAACUGGACAAGAAAUGGGUUUAAAUUGUUAGUCUUUAAUGAUGAACCUUAAACCUCUUUAAUCAUCGGGCACGAGGUAGUUACAAGUGUGUGCGACGGGACCGACGGUGGGCCUUCAUCAGCGACAAUUAAGGAAAGUAGUCGUCAGACUGAAUUAAGACGAUGAAACUCUUCGUUUUAAUUCCUACCGUGAUAGUUUUACACAUUCUGCUUGCCAAUGUGGAUUUAGUCGACGCCACAAAUUGUAAGGGAUGCACCCCCCUGGACACCUACUCUUUCGAAAAGCUGGUAUCCAAGUUCAAAGCCACCCUUGUAAAAUUUGACGUCGCUUACCCCUACGGUGAGAAACAUGACGAAUUUGGCAAAGUUGCCGACGCCACCCGAGGUGUUUCUGACCUCCUUGUCGCCGAAGUGAACGUAAAAGACUACGGUGAUAAGGAUAACCAAGAUUUAGCCGAAAAAUAUGAGGUGAAAGCGAAGGAUUUUCCCGUUCUGAAACUAUUUCGGAGGGAAGGAGGGGAGCCACCGGAAACUUACAAGGGUGACUUCAAGUUGGACGAUAUCAUCACCUGGGUCAAGUCCUUCACCGGCGUGUACAUCGGCCUUCCCGGUUGCAUCGAACAGUUUGACAGACUCGCUGGAGAAUUCAUGAAGAGUAAAAGCGAUGUUAAAAAACGAGCCGAGCUGCUCAAACAAGCCAAGGAACUUGCAGACAAGGGGAUGGAAACACCCAAGGAUACAGAAUAUGCUCAAAUCUACGUCAAAUUAAUGGAGAAAAUUGUAGAGAAAGGGGACGAAUUUGUCAAGGGUGAAAUUGCACGAGUAGAAAAUUUAAGGAAAACCAAAGUCUCUGUAGAUAAGAAGGAGGGAUUGCAAAAACGACUGAAUAUUCUGCAAGCGUUUUCUCACGAUGAACUUUAAAAUUUGCACGGUUUAUGCACGAGUAAUUGAAAACAUGUGAAUUCCUAAAGUUUCUUAAUACUAGAUUGAUUAGAUAUAUUUAUUAAACCGGGUAUUACAUUGUCAAGGUACAUAUGCAUCCUUUUUUAUAUUUUGGCACUUAAUUAAAGUACACUUUUCUACUGUCUUCUCACCAACAUUCUGUAUACAUAGGUAUAACUUUCUGCAUAAUUAUAUUUAUUAUAAGUAUGCUGUUAGUCAUUAAAUUGGCACUUGCAUGGCAAGAUACAAAACAAUAAUAACCGUCUUGUGACUUAAAUAACAAUGCAACCUCAAGUAGAAAUGCAAUCGUAGGUUCUCUCUAGCGCACUGAAGAAAUCGAAGGUGUCAUUUUAUAACAUUUCAUUGGACUUUCUCUGAUUUUAUUGUUAUAAUCUCCACUGUAAAAGUACGCACUAUAUUGUUAACAGUGCACCACCAGUCUGUGCGCGGAUAUAAGAUCAAAGAUCGUCAAAUUAUUUGUGAUUUGUCAUUAAAAAUGUUUUUAGAAAACAAGAAAUAUAUGGCAUCUGGCAAACAAAACAUGCAAGCACCGGCAAAAAUUAUGUAGGUUCGCUUAGGUACAUAUGUACGUACAUGUGUAUAUAUAGCGUGUAUCACCUUUAUUCUAAUUAAAAUUUACCUUGCUGACGAUUACUACAUUCGUAAAUGUAUGUAGCUACCGUAAAAUUAUUCUGGAAGGCGGAAAUUGCACCGGAAACUAAGAAAUUAAAAUCGUAGAUGGAUUGUAUUACAGAGAGAAUUUAUUUUAGGAUAAAUAGUAUUCAUAGAUAUUCAAGUAAGUAAUUCGAGUGUGUGUAACAAAUUGGAAUUAUAUAUGUUACAUUUCUAAAACCAGUGAAUUUAGUUGAUGUCGAUACUUUGCGAUAUUUUAUAAUUGUAAUGCUACAAAGCCAAAGCAACAUUCGCCCAAAAAGGGGAUUCGUUCUGAACCACCGCUACAAAUGUAUCAUUCCGGCAAUUUGCCGUUAUUGAAUUUGUUAUAAAUACUUACAUGGUAUGACCCUGUGCUAUAAGUUUAUAGUCGGUAAGAAAGUGAACCAAUUUUAUGAUAAGUAAGCUAUAUAAAAUUUAACCUAGAAGACUUAAUAUGGAGUCAUAGUCUAAGUCAAUAUUCCUCUUGAUGUGCAACCCUAUAUACACACACACAGUUAAUUGGGUCACUUCAAUUGAGAAUUGGAAUUGCAAAAGAAUAAUCGAUGUACAUACUAAAUAAUAAUUGGUUGAUAAAACAAAGUAUUUAUUGCGCAAUAAUUUGUAAGAAAGAUCUAAUAUGCAUUAAUUAACAAUAGAUAAAUAGCAGCAUAUUCAGUACUACAUGAGAAAUGAACAGUUGAAAUAGCUUUGUCAAAAAAAAUAUACUUUUCAAAAUUACAAUUUAUUGAAAAAUUUGGCACAUAAGUGACAACUCGAAUGAUUUGUUUGAAAGAAAACCCAAUUGGAUGAACAAUUGACUUUAAUAAAACAAUUUGUUUUGCUCA
Molecule: messenger RNA, 2698 nt
Organism: Folsomia candida
Lineage: Eukaryota; Metazoa; Arthropoda; Collembola; Entomobryomorpha; Isotomidae
Gene: wbl
Product: endoplasmic reticulum resident protein 29
Exons: 3
Coding region: 420-1178 (252 amino acids)
Biological process (GO): protein secretion
Cellular component (GO): endoplasmic reticulum lumen; endoplasmic reticulum
Source: RefSeq, a predicted model, not a curated record